AAUGUUACAAAACCCUUAACACUGAAAGGCCAGUCGGUAAUUGCGAAAUCCAAUAUUAAAAUCGGAAGCGUCCACAAGACGCCGUCUAAAAGGCUGAGAGAUUCAACCAAAAUUCCUUCAGGCGAUUCUAACCUCUCUCUUUCUGCCAAACACGUUCGUAUAUAAGUUACAGAGUCUGAGUGUAUUUUUACUUCAGAGUGCAGCUAGAGAAAGAACGCAAUGGCGACCCCUCCAAAGCCAUGGAAGGCGGAAUACGCGAAGUCAGCACGAUCCUCAUGCAAGACCUGCAAGAAACCUAUCGAUAAAGAGAAUCUCAGACUGGGCAAAAUGGUCCAAGCCACUCAAUUCGACGGUUUCAUGCCUAUGUGGAACCAUGCUAGCUGCAUACUGAAGAAAGCAAACCAGAUAAAGUCCAUCAAUGAUGUUGAAGGCAUAGAAUCGCUCCGGUGGGAAGAUCAGCAAAAUAUUAGAAAAUAUGUUGAGGCUGGUGUUUCAUCAAAUGCAAAAGCUGUCACUGCUAUGGAGUAUGGUAUUGAAGUUUCACAAACUUCUCGUGCUACUUGCAAGCUCUGCAGCCAGAAGAUUAUGAAAGGCCAGGUUCGUAUUUCUUCAAAGCCUGAUGAACCACGGGCUAAGGGAUUGGCUUGGCAUCAUGCAAAAUGUUUCAUGGAUUUGAACCCAUCUAUCCUAGUGGAGAAGUUGUCUGGAUGGGAAAGUCUCCCACCUUCUGAUCAGACAACAGUGCAUGCGCUGGCUAAGGAGGUUCCUUCUGCUGUAAAAAGUGGCAUCAUUGAUGGAAGAGAGGAUAAAGAACUGCAACAAUCAACUUCUAGAGUUGGUGCAAAACGUAGAAAAGAUGGCGGUGAUCAAAAUCCAAAGUUUGCUAGGGUUGAUGGAGAUGUGUCAACUAGCAAAGUCACAUCUGCAAAGAAUGAUAAUGAAUUGGAAAGCAAACUGGAGGCUCAAUCUAAAGAACUGUGGGCUUUAAAGGAUGAUCUCAAAAAGAAUGUCACAAUGGUAGAGUUGCGACAAAUGCUUGAAGUUAAUGGUCAAGAUUCUUCUGGAUCAGAACUUGAUUUACGGGACCGAUGUGCUGAUGGCAUGAUGUUUGGAGCACUUGGUCUUUGCCCUAUAUGUCAUGGUUUUCUUCGUUAUUCUGGAGGAACAUACCGUUGCAAUGGAUUCUUGUCAGAAUGGAGCAAAUGUUCAUACUCCACUCGUGAACCAGAGCGCCUCAAAGGAAAGUGGAAAGUCCCAGAAGACACGAAAAAUGAAUAUCUUAGCAGGUGGUUUAAAUCACAGAAAAGUAAAAAACCUGUUAGGUUACUGCCUCCCCCAUCAUCUGAUAACACAUCUGGAAGUCCAACGGCCAAUAGUCAAUCUUCAUCUUUAAAAAGUGAAAAUUUGAGGGAUCUGAAAGUUUCUAUUUCUGGAUUACCCAAGGAAUCUGUGGAAGAAUGGAAGAGCAAAAUUGAGGGAGUAGGUGGACAGGUUCAUGGCAAGAUAAAGAAAGAUACAAAUUGCUUUGUGUGUGGAGUACUGGAUCGUGAAGAUGCUGAGAUGAGGAAGGCAAGGAGAAUGAAAUUGCCAAUAGUCAGGGAGGAUUACCUGGUUGACUGUUUUAAAAAACAAAAAAGACUUCCUUUUGAUCUGUACAAAGUUGAAGCUGUAGGUGGAUCCUCUAGCAUGGUAACAGUCAAAGUGAAAGGGCAAAGUGCAGUGCAUGAAGCUUCUGGUUUGCAAGAAACAGGUCAUAUUCUUGAGGAUGGGAAGAGCAUCUAUAACACAACUUUGAACAUGUCCGACUUAUCAACUGGUGUUAACAGCUACUAUAUCCUUCAGAUAAUCCAAGAUGACAAAGGGUCAGACUGCCAUGUGUUUCGUAAAUGGGGUCGAGUAGGGAAUGAGAAAAUUGGAGGAAUCAAACUUGACGAGAUGUCAAAAUCAGAUGCAAUCUGUGAAUUUAAACGUUUAUUCCUUGAGAAGACUGGAAAUUCAUGGGAAGCAUGGGAACAAAAGUCAAACUUUCAGAAGAAACCUGGCAAAUUCUUCCCAUUGGAUAUUGAUUAUGGAGUUAACAAGCAGCUUACAACCAAAAAUAGGAGUAGUGCAGACAGCCAGCUUGCUCCUCCCCUGAUGGAAUUGAUGAAGAUGCUCUUUAACGUAGAAGCAUACAGAGCUGCAAUGAUGGAAUUUGAGAUUAAUAUGUCAGAAAUGCCACUUGGAAAAUUGAGCAAAAGUAAUAUUCAAAAGGGUUUUGAGGCAUUGACAGAGAUCCAGAAUUUAUUAAACAACAAUACUUAUGAUCCUUCCAUCAAAGAGAGCUUGAUGGUUGACGCCAGCAAUAGAUUUUUCACUGUGAUCCCUUCUAUUCACCCACACAUUAUUAGAGAUGAAGAUGAUUUUAAGUCAAAGGUGAAAAUGUUAGAAGCUCUCCAGGAUAUUGAGAUAGCUUCCAGAUUAGUAGGUUUUGAUGCUGAUACCGAUGAGUCCUUUGAUGAUAAGUAUAGGAAGCUCCGAUGUGACAUAAAUCCACUUCCUCAUGAUAGUGAAGAUUACCAGUUGAUCGAGAAGUAUCUCAAUAUAACCCAUGCUCCCACCCAUACGGAUUGGAGUCUUGAACUGGAAGAAGUUUUUUCGUUAGAAAGAGAAGGGGAAAUUGAUAAGUUUGCUCCCUAUAGAAAAAAGCUUAAGAAUAGAAUGCUACUCUGGCAUGGUUCCCGGUUGACCAACUUUGUGGGAAUACUUAGCCAAGGACUAAGAAUAGCUCCUCCUGAAGCUCCAGCUACCGGUUAUAUGUUUGGGAAAGGAAUUUACUUUGCCGACCUGGUCAGUAAGAGUGCUCAGUAUUGCUUUACGGAUAAGAAAAAUCCAGUGGGAUUAAUGCUUCUUAGUGAAGUUGCCUUGGGAGAGGUCUAUGAGUUGAAGAAUGCCAUGUACAUGGAUAAACCUCCUCAAGGAAAGCACUCCACAAAAGGUCUUGGCAAGAAAGUACCUCAGGAAUCAGAAUUUGUGAAGUGGAGGAAUGAUGUCACUGUUCCUUGUGGUAAACCAGUGCCAUCAAAAGUGAAAGCCUCCGAGCUGAUGUAUAAUGAGUACAUUGUCUAUAGUACUGCUCAGGUUAAGAUGCAGUUCUUGUUGAAGGUGAGAUUUCAUCAUAAGAGGUGAUUGAGAAAGGUUAUUUCAUUUUUGUUUACCAAUUCGGGAAUAGAAAUGGCCUGCAAUUCUCUAUGCAAGUAGAUCUCAUUUUGAAACCCAAUAUGUAUUCCAUAAAUGGUUCGUUUCAAGACUAGAAAAGGUCUUAUUUUGGGGUUUGCUGGAGAUCAAACAACUUGGCUUUGUCUUUUGUAAAUAGUAUGUUCCUGAGUGUUGGCAUGGCCAAAAGUUUGUAGUAAUGAUAGUUUCAGCUUUAAUAUUAUGCACUCAUUGGUUUUAUGGGCCCUAUCUAUUUCUAUCAAUGGAUUUCGCCUCCC
Jatropha curcas is the source of this 3473-nucleotide messenger RNA. RefSeq names its product poly(ADP-ribose) polymerase 2 (gene PARP1). The record is from RefSeq and is a predicted model, not a curated record. Lineage: Eukaryota; Viridiplantae; Streptophyta; Magnoliopsida; Malpighiales; Euphorbiaceae. Gene Ontology annotation, biological process: double-strand break repair; protein poly-ADP-ribosylation. Gene Ontology annotation, cellular component: nucleolus; nucleus. Gene Ontology annotation, molecular function: DNA binding; NAD+ poly-ADP-ribosyltransferase activity; NAD binding.